Spirometra erinaceieuropaei is the source of this 1238-nucleotide messenger RNA. The record is from the annotation of a GenBank genome assembly. NCBI's taxonomy places the organism in Eukaryota, Metazoa, Platyhelminthes, Cestoda, Diphyllobothriidea, Diphyllobothriidae.
AUGCAAAAGCCCAUCAAGAUUUUGUUCAUUGGCGAUUCCUCUGUGGGGAAAACAAGGUUUGUCUCACUUGUCCGACACCAUGUUAUUUUAUUGUUAGUCUCAUGAAACGUUUUGCCAAACAAGAGUUUGAUCCCCACAUCUCGCCCACCAUCGGGGUGGACUUUAUGCCAGCCGUUAUUGAGGUUAACGGAUCUCCAUAUAGUCUUUCACUCUGGGUAAGCACUGCUGCCACCCCAAGCUAAUACCUCCUCUAGGACACUGCAGGUGCGGAGGCAAAUGGCAUGACAGCUUUAGCUCCCAUGUACUAUCGCUGUGCUGAAGGAGUUCUCUUGGGUAGGGCGGAGGCUCUACAAAACUUACCAUCUGCUUACAGUUUACGACAUUACAAAAAAAGAGACUUUCGACAACAUUAAACGAUGGGAGGACCACCUGAACUACUACUCGGGCACGAGUAAUAUAGUUAAAAUGCUGGUCGGCAACAAGAUUGACUUGGUAAAUGUGUAGUUCUUUGCCUCGACAACUUAAUGGACUCUUUCUCUCUCCAGGAUGACCGGCGCGUAAGUAAGGCGGAGGGUCGUCAACUGGCUCGUCAGUCAUCUAUGUUGUUUGUGGAAACCAGUGCGUUGACCAGCGAGAAUGUCAAUGCCUGUUUCCAAGAGCUUGUUUCCUACGUGAGUUUUCGUGUUCGCGGGGUGUUGUUAUUCGCAUGCUUGCUUCUUUUUAUAUCCAGCUAGUUUUCAUGCGUUUUAAGUUGCUAGGUCAAACUUAUUCCAACAAAAGUAUACUUAACAUGCUCCCAUGGUAAUUCGUGAUCAUUGACUAAGGUUGUUUGCGGUUUCUAUCACGUCAGUUGUACACCCGAAGCCAGCAUAUCUAAAUGCGAUAUGAGGUCCGCUAUCUCUUUAUUGUCAGGGCCGCGUGUCACGUGGCGCGUUUGUCUUGAGAUUACGUAUGCCGGAAACUUUCUGUGCCCCGUCCCCCUUUUUAACGAUCCUUUUGCCUCCGGCGCGGUUUUAAUGGUUUUUUAACCCAAAACUUCAUAGAGGGUUGUGAUAACGUAUACAGCCAAAAAGUACUUGGCCGCCGACAUUGCAGGUCCUCUUCCGUCCUAUGCCUAGAUUGUCACUUCGCCGGCCUACUUGGAGCUCCGUUCGUCCCCUGAUUCUACGAACACCUUGCACCUAGGCGACUCGCCUUCACGUUCAAACGCAGGAGCUGGAGUCUGCGGUGCAUGCUAG